This is a messenger RNA of Rotaria sordida, 4641 nucleotides long. The record is from the annotation of a GenBank genome assembly. NCBI's taxonomy places the organism in Eukaryota, Metazoa, Rotifera, Eurotatoria, Philodinida, Philodinidae.
AUGCCAAUGACUGCUGCGAAUAUGUUUUGGUUAGAUGCUCUUCACGAUUGUAAAAUCGAUCAUUCAUUAUCCUUACCAUUUGAUCGAUAUCGACUUUCUGAUGAACAUCGAACUGGUCGUGGAGUAUUUAUCUCUUUCGAUUUUGGUGUAAAUCUUUCACAUAAUUUUCUUUCUUAUUCAUUAUCGAACGACAUAACAGUUGAACAAUUGGCACUUGCUAGUUAUUAUGCAUUCUUGUUCAAAUUGACUAAUGGAGAAAGUGAUUUAUGUAUUGGAAUGAAUAUACAUGGUAGAUAUAAGGGAGAAUUGAUGUCAGUGAUUGGAAUGUUCGUCAAUGCUAUUCCUUUGCGAUGUCAACUAGAUGCUCAUUGGUCUUUUCAUCAACUAGUCGAAGAUGUUCGAGACAUUGCAAGAAAUAGUUUGAAGUAUUCUUAUUUUCCUCUUCAGCGAAUUCUAGCUCAACAUCCAUAUGCUACAAAACCUGCAUUUCUUGAGACAUUAUUCGAAUUUCGAUCAUAUACUUCUAAAAAUCGUAAGAAUAAAGUGAUGAUUGGUAAUGCCCAGCUUAUUGCUGCACCCUUUACAAUCAAGAUUGGUGAAGAUGAAAUAAUGAGUAAAUUCGAUUUCAUUCUUACUAUUCAACAUGAUUUGGAUACCAAUCAACUAUCAUACACAAUCAAUGCAUCACUUGACUUGUUUGAUAGAAAAACAGUUGAUAUAAUUGCACAACGGUUUCACUCAAUGUUAGAACAAUUGUUUGACACAGAAGAUGCUCCGACUAACAAACCUAUCUAUGAAUUGCCAUUAAUAUUAGCUGAUGAAAAGUUACUUAUGAAAUCAAUGAAUAAUACACAAGUAUUAUCUCCGUCUGUCACUUGUAUACAUCAUAGAUUUGUUCAUCAAGUGAUGAAAUAUUCACAAAAAUUAGCUGUCGAGUUGGAUGAUCAAUCUCUUACAUAUUGUGAACUUUUAUAUUAUAGUCAAGUAUUAUCUUGGAAUUUUUUGAAUGAACAAAGAGUGAAUGUAGGGGAGAUUGUUUGUCAAUGUGUAGAGAGAAGUUUAUCAAUGGUGAUUGGUAUGAUGGCAAUUGAGAUGGCUGGUGGUGUUUAUUGUCCAUUAUCACCUCGAGAUCCACAACAUCGGCUGCAUGGACUCGUAGAACAAACUCACAGUCGUCUUGUUCUUGUUCAUCAUCUGACAAAAAAUAAAUUUAAUGAUAGUGAAGCUUUUCCUGUAAAAUUAGUGAACCUACUCCGAAGUAUGGUAACGCCGACUUGUCAAAUAUGGAAUUUAUAUGGACCAGCUGAGACAACUAUUGAUUGUACAUUCCAUCUUGUACAAGUAGCAGCCGAUCAAGAGAGGAUUGCUAUCGGUGUACGCCUUCCUAAUUAUAGAUGCAUGAUUCUAGAUGAAUUCUCAGAAUCAGUUCUUAUUGACCAAGAGGGAGAACUCUUAGUGGGAGGUAUAGGUGUCUUUGCCGGCUAUCUUGGACGUGAUGAUUUGACAACAAGAGCACGUAUUGUAAUAGAUAGUGAAAUAUUUUAUCGAACAGGCGAUCUUGUUCGAAUGGAUAGCAACGGUCUUCUUCAUUAUCAAGGAAGAAAAGAUUAUCAAAUUAAGUUGCAUGGACAACGUAUUGAACUUGGAGAAAUCGAACAAUGUUUACUUAAUACAUUAAUUUCCGCUUGUGUUGUCAUCAAAUGGGAUGAUGACCAUUUGAUUGCUUAUGUUCAAAGUUCUAAUAUGGAUGAAGAACAAUUACGUAAACAUUGUCAAUCUCAUCUUCCACCUCAUAUGAUUCCAUCAUUAUUUAUUGUACUUGAUAAAUUACCUUUGAAUGUAAAUGGAAAAAUAGAUCGAAAACUUCUUCCUUCUCCUUCUUCUUAUUUCUCUCAUUCUCUACAACUGAAUCAUACGAAUAACUUACAAGUGGAAAAACCUCAUAAUGAAAUUGAAAUUACACUUCACACUGUUUGGUGUGAUAUGCUUCAACAGAAACAAAUUUCAAUCGAUACAAAUAUCUUUACAAUUGGUGGUCAUUCUCUUGUACUUAUGCAACUUUAUCAUCGAUAUCAAACAACAUUUCAUUUAGAAACAAAACAUCUCUCAAUUAAUGAUCUAUUUCAAUAUCCAACAAUUAUUGAUCAUGCUCAAUUUAUUCGUCAAGCUCUCAAUAUUGAAAAACAUUUUGAAGUUUGUUGGUCUUCUCUACAUCUCAUUCAAGCUCCAGCAUCAUUUGCUCAAGAAAGAAUAGUUCUUGAUGAACAAAUUCGUUUUUCAUCCAAAAGUAACAAUGGAAUAUAUACUAUUCCAUUACUUUAUCGUGUAGCAUCUGUAAAUAGUCAUAUAUCAACUACUCGAUUACAUCAUGCAUUACAAUUUGUAAUUAUGAAACAUAGCAUUCUCCGCACAGCACUUCAUAUCGAUAGUAAUGGUAUUAUAAUGCAACAUUGUUUGAAUAUGAAUAUCAAUAAUAAUAAUAUUAAACCAUAUGGAUUUUCAAUAAUUAAUCUUCAUGAUGAUAAAGAUCGCAACAUUAAUAAAACAAUAACUGAGAUAAUGAAUAACUCUGAUAUGUUUGACUUAACAAAAGGAUGUGUUAUUCAUUGUCAUAUUCUUCGUCAAUAUCAUUCGGAUGAUAAUCUUUCAUUUAAGAAUGAUGAUCUAUUGAUUAAAGAUGAUUUAAUAUUAUUUAACAUUCAUCAUUCAGCAUUUGAUGGAGCUUCUACAUCGAUUUUUCUUCGUGAUUUUUCUCUUGCUUAUGCGACUGGUUGUUCAUUGCCUUUGGAUGAUAAUGCACUGCAAUACAUUGAUUAUUCUAUUUAUGAACAUCAAAUGGAUAUGACAUUAUCACGUGACUUUUGGCAAUCACAACUUAGAGGAUGCAAUCUCGAAUGUCAACUGUCUUUGCCAAUUGACCGACGACGUUCAUUGACUGAUCAACGAUCUGGUUUUGCUUCGAUAGCUAAAAUCUCUUUCGAUGAUCAGAUUUCCAUAGCAUUUCUAAAUUAUGCAUCUGCACAUAAAAUGACACCAUUUCAACUAGGACUGGCUACAUUUUAUGCAUUUUUAUUCAAAUUAACUUAUGGUCAAAGUGACCUCUGUAUUACUUGUCUCAAUGCCAAUCGAUAUCAAAGUGAAUUACAAAAUAUGAUUGGAAUGUUUGUUGCAACAUUACCUUAUCGUAUUCAACUUGAUUCUCGUUGGUCAUUCGAUGAACUUGUCAAACAUGUACGAGAUAGAUAUGCUGCUAUUGAACAAGAAAUGCCAAUGACUGCUGCGAGUAUCUUUUGGCAUGAAACUCUUUAUGAUUGUAAUCUAGAUCAAUCUUUACAGUUACCAUUUGAUCGGUAUCGUCUUUCUGAUGAACAUCGAAGUGGUCGUGGAAUAUCUGUCUCUUUUAAUUUUGGAGAAGAUCUAUCGCGAGCUUUCCUCACUUAUUCAUCAUCGAACGGCAUAACACCUGAACAAUUGCUACUUGCUAGUUAUUUUGCAUUCUUGUUCAAAUUGACUAAUGGAGAAAGUGAUUUAUGUAUUGGAAUGAACACAGAUGGAAGAUAUAAAGAAGAAUUGAUGUCAGUGAUUGGAAUGUUUGUCAAUGCUAUUCCUUUGCGAUGUCAAUUAGAUCCUCCUUGGUCUUUUCAUCAGCUAGUUGAGCAUGUUAAAGAGAUAAUUACAAAUAGUUUAAAGUAUUCUUAUUUUCCUCUUCAACGAAUUCUCGCUCAACAUCCAAAUGCUACAAAACCUACAUUUCUUGAGACAUCAUUUGAAUUUCAUUCAUUUAAAAGUAAAAGUGAUAAGAAUGAAAUGAUGAUUGGAAAUGCUCGACUUGUUGCUGUGCCGAUUUCAAUAAAUAUUGGAGAAGAUGAAAUAAUGAGCAAGUUUGAUUUCAUCCUUAGUAUUCAAUAUGAUUUGGAUAUUGAUCAACUCUCAUGCACAAUCAAUGCAUCACUCGAUUUGUUCGAUAGAAUAACUGUGAAUAAGAUAGUUCAACGGUUUCAUUCAAUGUUAGAACAACUAUUUAACGUAACAGAUAUUCAGAUGAAGGAGCCAAUUUAUGAAUUAUCAUUGAUAUUACCAAAUGAAAAAUUCCUUAUGAAAUCAAUGAAUAAUACACAAGUAUUAUUUCCUUCUGUCACUUGUAUACAUCAUGAAUUUGUUCAUCAAGUGAUGAAAUACCCGCAAAAACUGGCAGUCGAACUGGAUGAUCAAUCUCUCACAUAUUCUGAACUUCUAUAUUAUGUUCAAGUAUUAUCUUUGAAUCUUUUGAAUGAACAACAAGUGAUUGUAGGUGAUAUUAUUUGUCAAUGUGUAGAGAGAAGUUUAUUAAUGGUGAUUGGUAUGAUGGCAAUAGAAAUGAUUGGUGCUGUGUAUUGUCCAUUAUCACCUCGAGAUCCAGAACAUCGUCUGCAUCUGCUUGUAGAACAAACUCGAAGCCAACUUGUUUUUAUCCAUCAUCUAACAAAAAAGAAAUUUAAUGAUAGUAUUAUUUCACUUGACAUUGAUUCAAUGUUAAUUGACAAUGAUAUGGAAAGCGAUGUUGAUGUCAAUCGACUAUCAAAUGUUACAGUAAUAUCAGAAGAUAUUGCUUACAUUAUAUUCACAAGUGGUUCUACUGGAACACCGAAAACAGUUAGUUAA